CAGAAACCCUUUAAAAGAGACCGCCGCGCUGUCGCCCUGUCCUCCUUCCUCCUUCACUCCACUCCACUCCACCUCCACCUCCAAUCCACUUCCAAUCCUCCCCUCUGUAUAUAUACAUAUCGCUUAUCACACCAUCAUGAGCUUUGCUGCACGUACCGCACUCCGCCAGCUGACCCGUGUCGCUGUGCCCGCUGCCCGCUCCUUCUCCGCCAUCGCUCGCCCCGCUGUUCUCUCCCAAGUCUCGCGUGCUGCUGCCUGCAAGGUCGCUUUCACCCAGACUCGUGGCAUCAAGACCAUGGACUUUGGAGGCACGAAGGAGAUCGUCUAUGAGCGCAGCGACUAUCCACCCGCCAAGCUCCAGGAGAUCUUCAAGGGCGACACCCUCACCGUUCUCGGUUACGGCCCCAUGGGUCGUGGUCAAGCCCUCAACCUCCGCGACAACAAAAUGAACGUCAUCAUCGGAUCCCGCAAGGGUGCUUCCUGGGACAAGGCUGUUUCCGAAGGCUGGGUUCCCGGAAAGAACCUGUUCGAGAUCAACGAGGCCUGCGAGCGCGGAACCGUCAUCAUGAACCUGCUCUCCGAUGCUGCUCAGUCCAAGCUCUGGAACGAGAUCAAGCCCUACCUCACCAAGGGCAAGACCCUGUACUUCUCUCACGGAUUCUCCGUCAUCUACUCCGAGGACACUGGAGUUGUUCCCCCCAAGGACAUUGAUGUUAUCCUCGUUGCCCCCAAGGGAUCUGGCACGACCGUCCGCAACCUCUUCCUGGAGGGACGCGGUAUCAACGGAUCCGUGGCUGUCUACCAAGAUGUCUCGGGCAAGGCCAAGGAGCGUGCUGUUGCUCUCGGAAUUGCCGUCGGUACCGGUUACCUGUACGAGACCACAUUCAAGCAGGAGGUCUACUCUGAUCUCUAUGGUGAGCGUGGAGUGUUGAUGGGUGCGAUCCAGGGUCUCUUUGUUGCUCAGUACGAGGUCCUCCGUGCACGCGGCCACACUCCCUCGGAGGCAUUCAACGAGACUGUGGAGGAGGCCACGCAGUCAUUGUACCCCUUGAUCGGAGCCAACGGUAUGGACUGGAUGUACGCAAACUGCUCGACGACCGCUCAACGCGGUGCUUUGGACUGGUGGAAGAAGUUCCACGAUGCCUCGAAGCCGAUCUUUGAGGAGUUGUACGAGUCUGUGGCCAACGGAACGGAGACCAGGAGGUCGUUGACAAAGAACUCGGCACCAAACUACCGCCAAGAGCUCGAGAAGGAGUUGGCCGAGAUUGCUAACCAUGAGAUGUGGCGUGCUGGCAAGGCUGUUCGCCAGUUGAGGCCCGAGAACCAGUAAAAAAAGAACAAACAACAACAAGACCAGGAUGGACAAGGCAGGACAAUGUCUCCUCCAUGGUUCACACAUUAUACUUGCAUGCUUCGAAUUUGACCUCGAUGCCUUUGAGAAGAUACAAACAAUACAAUAAAAACUAUUAUCUCUGUACACUAUAACAAAA
Molecule: messenger RNA, 1490 nt
Organism: Gamsiella multidivaricata
Lineage: Eukaryota; Fungi; Mortierellomycota; Mortierellomycetes; Mortierellales; Mortierellaceae
Product: 6-phosphogluconate dehydrogenase
Exons: 2
Coding region: 137-1330 (397 amino acids)
Biological process (GO): L-valine biosynthetic process
Cellular component (GO): mitochondrion
Molecular function (GO): ketol-acid reductoisomerase activity
Source: RefSeq, a predicted model, not a curated record